Molecule: messenger RNA, 1929 nt
Organism: Aspergillus ibericus CBS 121593
Lineage: Eukaryota; Fungi; Ascomycota; Eurotiomycetes; Eurotiales; Aspergillaceae
Product: putative FAD monooxygenase
Exons: 7
Coding region: 1-1929 (642 amino acids)
Molecular function (GO): FAD binding
Source: RefSeq, a predicted model, not a curated record
AUGGCCCUGGGUGCUAAUGAUCAGUUUGACGUCGUAAUAAUUGGAGCGGGGCCAGCUGGUCUUAUGGCCGGUGUUUGGUUGGCUCAAACAGGCGUCAAAACUCUGAUCGUUGAGGAAAAAUUACGGAGGACCCUGACUGGGCAUGCGGAUGGGCUUGAAAGCAGAACACUCGAAAUUUUGAAUAGCUUUGGCCUUGGGGAGCCGAUAUGGAUGGAAUCAAAUAGGACAGUUGACGUCUGCUUGUGGGUACAGAACAGUUUGGAAGGUGGUCUUCAGAGAAAAAGUGUGUCUCCUAACCACAACCCUGGCUGGUCUCGAUUUCAAGAAGCCACAUUAUGUCAAGGUCGCAUAGAGAAGCACCUUUUAAACUUUGUGAAGCGACGUGGAAAUGUGAAGAUCGAGUGGGCCACCGUUCCCACUUCGCUAGACAUAUCCAACCGUGAGACGGAAACGCCUGGCUUUUAUCCUAUUGGAGUCAGAAUCAAAUCCUCCAACCUGGGAGCAGAUGAGCAGAUGGAAGGCAAGCAUGAGAGGAUGAUUAAAGCAAAAUACUUAAUCGGUUGUGAUGGUGCUCAUAGCUGGGUCCGAAAACGGCUCGGUUUGGCCUCCCAAGCAGAUCAGACUCCUGAUGGGCAUUGGGGAGUCAUUGAUUGUAUACCCCUCACAAACUUUCCUGACAUCCGAAAGAGAUGUAUCAUCAAGUCAGAUGGCGGUAAUCUCAUGAUCAUACCCCGAGAAAGGAAGCUAGUUCGCUUCUAUAUCCAAAUAUCGCCUAUCGUUGCAACUAGCUUCAAGGCCAACAAUUGCCUGUCGACUUUGAUCAGAGUGCUCAAGGACAUCUCGCAGCCGUAUACCUUUGAUACUUGCCAUAUUGAAUGGUCCACGAUAUACACCGUCGGACAAAGACUCUGCAACACAUACUCGGUGAAGAACCGCAUUUUCCUGGCCGGUGAUGCUGUUCACACCCAUUCCCCAAAGGCUGGACAAGGUAUGAACGUCAGCAUUCAGGACACAUACAAUCUAGGUUGGAAAUUAUCUUCUGUUUUAAUGGAUGUAGCCACGCCCGAGAUCCUCAGGACCUACCAGGCCGAGCGACUUCCUGUAGCGGAGAAAUUAAUUGCCUUCGACCGAAGAAUAUGCUCUGAGAUUUGCUCCAAAACCAGAGCAACAAUUUCUGACUGCACAAGCGAUGAAUUUGCCGGUCUCAGAUCAACCCUUUCAGAGGAAAACACGCGCGCCUCGGGCCUUGGUGUGAUUUAUGGGUCUGGUCUUCUAGUGACUUCCACAGACAAUGAGGAUCCCAUUCGAUGCAGAGAUAGGAUGCACCAUUGUUGUCCUCAUAGUAAGCCCCACUUGGCCAGAAACAUCAUCGUUGGUAAAAGGCUGUCAAGUCAACCAGUCCUUUGUCAGAGCGACUCUCGACCCUGGCAUCUCCAGGACAGACUUGUCAGCACAGGCCAGUGGCAUUUGAUCAUAUUUAGUGCAGACAUAACAAAUAUCAUCCAGAAGGCUCGAGUGGAGAGACUUACGGAAACAUUGUCUCAUCCAGAAUCCCUGAUCAACCGCAUAGGACUGCCAGGUGGGAGCCCUGUUGGCUCAGUUGUGACAUAUAUGAUUCAUUCUGCACCACGGAAAGAGGUGGAGUUUAUGGAUUUGGCACCAAUACUGAGACCUUUCGAUCAUGAAACAGGCUAUGAUUACUCACGGGUCUUUGCUGACAAUAAGGCAAAUGAAGAAGUCUGUGGUUGUGCCUACCAGGAUUAUGGAAUUGGGCCGGAAGGCUGCAUGGUUUUGGUCCGACCUGAUCAACACGUUGCUUUUAUCGGAGCUUUGGAAGACACAGAUGCGUUGUAUGCGUUCCUUACCAGACGAGUCAGAUUAGAUUGGUGGCAAGUGAGAGUUUCCGUUGAGACUUGCAACCGACUGUAG